Aureobasidium namibiae CBS 147.97 is the source of this 1680-nucleotide messenger RNA. RefSeq names its product serine carboxypeptidase. Gene Ontology annotation, biological process: proteolysis. Lineage: Eukaryota; Fungi; Ascomycota; Dothideomycetes; Dothideales; Saccotheciaceae. The record is from RefSeq and is a predicted model, not a curated record. The transcript has 2 exons. The coding region runs from base 1 to 1680 and encodes 559 amino acids. Gene Ontology annotation, molecular function: serine-type carboxypeptidase activity.
AUGCGCUUCUCCCUGCUUCAGAUCGGCGCCGCCCUCGGGUUGGCUGCCUCAGUCAGUGCAUCUUCUUCGCCUGGCCGCAAUGUCUUCGAACGCGCCGAGCAACUGAGAGCAAAGGCUCCCAUCAUUGAGAAGAGAGAGAUUGGCAAGCCCUUCGAGCACCCCAGACUACAGAAGAGAGCUUCGCCCUACCUCAACAAUGUCACUGAGAAGUUCUGGGUCAACGGAUCGGCCAUUCCUGAUGUCAAGUUCGACGUCGGUGAGUCGUACGCUGGUCUCUUGCCCAUCAGCGGUGCCGCCAACGAGACUCGUGAGCUGUUCUUCUGGUUCUUCCCUUCGACCAAUCCCAACGCCACAGAAGAGAUUGCCAUUUGGUUCAACGGUGGUCCUGGUUGCAGUUCGCUCAGUGGUCUCCUGACUGAGAACGGUCCCUUCACCUGGGAAGCCGGAACUCUUGAGCCUGUGCAAAACCCCUACACAUGGGUCAACCUCACCAACAUGCUUUGGGUUGAACAACCCGUUGGUGUCGGUUUCUCCCAGGGUGUGCCCAACAUUACCAACGAAGUUGAGCUCGGUCUAGAGUUCGCUGGCUUCUACAAGCAGUUUGUCGAUGCCUUCAACCUUCACAACUGGAAGGUCUACUUGACUGGCGAAUCCUACGCCGGUUUCUAUGUACCUUACAUUGCCGAUGCUUUCAUCAACGCCGCCGACACUGUUUACUACAACCUCAAGGGUAUUGCCAUCAACGACCCCAUCAUUGGCGACGAGACAGCCCAGCAGCAGGCUGUCAUCGUCCCUUUCGUCGACUACUGGGAGAACCUCAUCUACCUCAACGAGACUUUCCUCCAACAGAUCCACGACCGUGCUGAUCAGUGUAACUACACCUCGUACUUGGAGAAGUACCUGACCUUCCCUCCCCCCCAGGAGAAGUUCCCCAUUCUUCCCGACCCCUACUCUUCCGACACUUACGCCUGCGAUAUGUUCGACACCGUCUACGAGGCCAUCCUGCUGGUCAACCCCUGCUUCAACAUCUACCACAUCACCGAGACCUGCCCCCACCCUUGGUCCGUCCUCGGAGGUGUCAACACUGGCGACUACAUUCCUUCUGGUGAGGUCGUCUACUUCAACCGCACCGACGUUCAGAAGGCCAUCAACGCUCCCGUCGGCACCAACUGGCAGCAGUGCACCAGUAUCAAUGUCUUCGGUGGUGCAAACAACAACCAGUCGUUGAGCGACACCAGCAAGGGUCCCGCUCUCGAUGGUACUCUUCAGCGCGUCAUUGAGUACACCAACAACACCAUCAUUGGUUCCGGUAACCUUGAUAUGCUCCUGUCCACCAACGGUACCCUUCUUGCCAUCCAGGGUAUGUCAUGGAACGGAAAGCAGGGUCUUCAGGAAUACCCUGGCAAGGAGUUUGACGUCCCUUACCACCCCGAGUACAACGGUGGUGCUCUUUCCGGAGCUGGCAAGGUCGGAUACUACGGAUCUGAGAGAGGUCUUACCUUCUACUCUGUCCAGCUUGCUGGCCACGAACUUCCCGGCUACGCUCCUGGAGCUGCCUACCGGUCCAUCGAGCUCCUUCUCGGACGUAUUGACUCACUCGCGUAUCAGGGAGAUUUCUCCACUCAGACUGGCAACUUUACUGGCAACGGUACUAUCUACGGCCAGCAGAAGAUCUUCUAG